AUGGACUUGGCGACUGUGGCAGCCGAAGAUGAGUACACCAAUCUGAGGGAAUAUGUCAAGCAAUAUCACAGAUGCAUGAAAAAGGGAAAUGUCCAUACAAGCACACGGUGGUAUAUUGGGCUGGCUAGGGAUGAUGUCAAUUCGGAAUUCAAGUGGAGAUACAAUCUUAAGUCGGGGGAACCCGCACAAUGCCACUAUGAAAAUUUCGGGGAUGGAAAAACUUAUUGGGGCCCCAACCAUCCUCCUGGAAACGCUCCUGGGGAAAGCCAGAUGAACUGUGUCUUUAUGAUCGCUGGAACUGAUUUUGAUAAGGAAGAAGCCUUUUUCGCUUCGAGAUGUGACUACAAUGAAAAUUCUGAUAUCGGAUUUGUCUGCCAACAGAGAAGAACUGAGAGUCAAUGCGAAAUAACAGAAACCACAACUCAAGUAACACUGACGAGUACCACCGCAGGCGAUGGUGGUGGAAAUUGCAAGGUUCCAGAUCCGACUCUUUGGGGAAAUCCCGCUACAGAUUGCUUAGGAUUCGGAAAAGAAUGUCAAAUUGACAAAGAUCUUGCUGAUCAGUACCAAGCUUAUACGAGGGAACCGGGAACGCAAGAAAAUGAAAUGCCUACUUGGUAUACCGCUACUGAUUACUGUAACAGUCUUGGCUGGGACUUAGCAACCGUUGCAGAUUCAACGGAGUACGAUUCUCUUCGGGAGUACGUGAUGCAAUAUGAAAGAUGCAUGAGGAAAGGAAUUCCGACUGGAACGACAUUUUGGUACAUUGGUCUGGCACGAGACCACGAAACAGCACCUUUCAAAUGGCGAUAUCAUUUGGAAUCAGGCGACUCGAAGCACUGCCCCGUUGAAAAAUUCGGAGACGGGCGGCCUUAUUGGGGUGAAAAUAACCCUCCUGGAAGCUCUGCUGGAGACAAAGAAAGAAGAUGCGUCUACAUGCGUGCUGGACAUGAGUACGACAAAAACAAAGCUUAUUUUGCUUCAAGAUGCGAUUACAAUGAAAAUAGUGCGAUUGGAUUCGUUUGUCAAAAGAAGCGGGUCAAAAGCAGAUGCGGAGAAAAUAAUGGAGGCGGUGGAGCGUCGACAGUUUUUGUUUCAACCGUCCUUGCCCUUCCUCUCAUUCUCCUGUAA
Messenger RNA from Oikopleura dioica, 1131 nucleotides. NCBI's taxonomy places the organism in Eukaryota, Metazoa, Chordata, Appendicularia, Copelata, Oikopleuridae. The record is from the annotation of a GenBank genome assembly.